Molecule: messenger RNA, 1672 nt
Organism: Rhagoletis pomonella (apple maggot)
Lineage: Eukaryota; Metazoa; Arthropoda; Insecta; Diptera; Tephritidae
Product: UV radiation resistance-associated gene protein-like
Biological process (GO): SNARE complex assembly
Cellular component (GO): endosome; lytic vacuole
Molecular function (GO): SNARE binding
Source: RefSeq, a predicted model, not a curated record
UGCGAAAAGUAUCGAUAUGGUAUCGUAUCGUAUCGAAAUUCGUGUUCCUAGUUAUGAAUUCAAGACGAAUUAAAUUAAAUGAAUUCUUGAUAAAAACGUUACAAGACGAAUUAUUUUUUUGGUGUCUGUUGGGGAAUAUCACAGUAAAUAGUGACCGCAUGACCGGGGCUUAGCACCUACUUUACUCAUAUAAAUGUAAAAUUUUGUAAUUUUAAAACAAUAAAAUGAGACUACGACCAAGUUGCCGCUCUUGGCUUCCAUUAUCUACACAACAACUUCGACUGCGAAAUCUUAUCAGAAUAGAAGGUAUCAACAUUAAAUGUGAUGACGCUGGUGCAUUAAUUUAUUAUACGUUGCAUCAAAGAAAUGACGGGAAACCUCUUUAUGUCAGUGAAUAUUUGCCACACCGUCAACUACAAAAGUGGGCGGAGAUUAUGUGCCAGAACGUAUUUAAAUCAAAUGAAGCAAGUGUAUGUGUUAAGAUUUGGGCACGUAUAACAACCUUAGCCGCGACAAAAGGGGUCGAACAAUGUAACGAAACUUUACAAGAGGACCACGUAAGAAAAUCUUAUGAUCAGGAUAAGUUGCUUUUUGCUUGGGGAAUUUCUUUAUCGGGUCUACUGCCGUUGAGUCUAAAAACGAAUGCUAAACUCGUUGAAAACACAUUACUCUUCCACUUAAACGGAGAAUGUUUCACCUCCGCAGAGCAUUUGCUUUGGGAUAUUUCUCUGAUGUUUGAUGAAUUAAAGAACAAUCAAAAUUCUUUUGAACUGUGGCAAGAAAAUGGUCUACAUAAUGAAUAUAACUGUGUACUAGAAUCUCGAGGCAUAUCAAGCUACAGCUAUAAAUCAGACUGGAAAGAUAUUUGCAAUGAUGGGGUGACCUCACGCUACAUACGAUUGUAUUUUAAAAGAUCUGAUACACGCAAAAGUUAUAAUUUGCAUCAGCUUUUGAAACUUCAAAAAAUACAACGAAUACACUUGCAAAGAACAAGGGAAAGCAGAGAUUUUAUUUCGAAUAUACAACGGCGAAGCAUUAAUUGUAUAACAAAAAAUCAACUAUUUAUUUCGCAAAUUGCUUUAAGUAGACAUCAAGCAAAAUUUGCAAUGGGUCGUGCGUUAAGUGAAUUGUUUUCUGAACAGGCUCAAGCUAAUCCAUAUACACUUUUGCAUGCACAAGAAUUAAAGAAGCAAUUAGAAACAUUGAGACUGAAUCAUCGACUUCUACAAUCCGAGUGCGAUUCAUAUUCCUCACGCAUUGUUCAACAAAGAAAUCGGCUAACAUCAAUCAGCAGAAUCCGCCAACAGCGUCAUUCAUGGUUGCGGUCUAAAAAUGAAAAACUGCAACUUGAAAAAAAAUUAUUCAGUAAGGAAAAUCAGGAAAUAUUGUUUCUCAAGCAGAAAAGGGACGAAAUCAUAAGAGACAUGGAACGGAGGAAGUCUGCGCUAUGCGUAGGUCUACGUGAAAUUUACCCGAUCGAAAAGAAUGAAAGUGGUCUUAAUACUAUAAACAAAGUACCAUUUCCCAGUAUGGAUGCUUUAGUUAAAGAUGAUAGAAAUGCAUAUGCUUCAAACAUCGUGGCCAAUAUUUUACCCAUAACUCUGAGUGUCUCGCUUGGCUAUAUCGCUCAUUUGGUGCAGAUGAUUGCUCUCAUUAUAAACCGUCCUUUGAG